AUGAAUGCUUUAGAGUAUUUUAUGACCCAUUUGAAAUACGAGAGAGAUCCUAAGAUUAAAGAAGAAAUAUCUCAGAAGUUUGCUGAAUAUCUAAAGAGAGCUGAAGAGAUACGUGCUGUUCUCGAUGAUCCUCGACCGCAACCUCACGUAAUCCAAGACCCUGUGAAGUCCAAGCUUUUCAAGGAGCAUGCCAUCGAUUAUCUUAAACGAGCUGUUAAAGAAGAUAAUGAAAUGAAUUAUGCCAAAGCAUUUCCAUUAUAUAUGAAUGCUUUAGAAUAUUUUAAGACCUAUUUCAAGUAUGAGUCGAAUUUGAAGAUUAGAGAAGCAGUACAACAAAAAUUUAGUGAAUAUUUGAGGAGAGCAGAGGAGUUGCGUGUUAUUCUGGAUUAUGGUAAUCCUCCUCAAGCCCAGAAAGCUAGUCCUUCAACUGAAGAGAUCCCACAGGUUAGCAAGGAUGAUUCCAACACGAGCUCAAGUGGUUGAAGAAAAAAGACUAUCAUUCGCGUAAACACAUUGAUGGACUGAGGGAUUGUAGUUUCAAAGGCACUAAUAUGGUAAAAAAGAAAGAAAAGAAAAAGAAUGUUAUUAUCCAGUAUUCAAUGGUGAU
Molecule: messenger RNA, 607 nt
Organism: Papaver somniferum (opium poppy)
Lineage: Eukaryota; Viridiplantae; Streptophyta; Magnoliopsida; Ranunculales; Papaveraceae
Product: protein SUPPRESSOR OF K(+) TRANSPORT GROWTH DEFECT 1-like
Exons: 3
Coding region: 1-483 (160 amino acids)
Source: RefSeq, a predicted model, not a curated record